This is a messenger RNA of Phasianus colchicus (ring-necked pheasant), 1891 nucleotides long. RefSeq names its product coagulation factor X-like. NCBI's taxonomy places the organism in Eukaryota, Metazoa, Chordata, Aves, Galliformes, Phasianidae. Gene Ontology annotation, biological process: proteolysis. Gene Ontology annotation, molecular function: serine-type endopeptidase activity. The record is from RefSeq and is a predicted model, not a curated record.
AUGGAACCUGUCUCUAAGCUUGCCUCCUUUGCAGUCACACCAAGUACAUGCAAGGCCAACAAUGGGAACUGCACACAGUUCUGCAAAGAGGAAGAUGAAGGGGUGGUAUGUUCCUGUGUUUCUGGCUAUGCUCUGGAUGAUGACAACAAAACCUGCGUUCCUGUAGUUAAGUUCCCAUGUGGUAAAUUUAAGAGAAAUCAUGGAGUGGAUCAAAAAAAUGUUACAAGUACAGAAGAUCAUCUUAAAAAUGAGGAAACCACUGAGGCUCCAAGUAACUCCUCUGAGGUAGUAGAAGAGGCUGGCAGUAUACCCAGCAUAUGUCCAUGGCAGGCUGUUCUAGUACAGAAGCAUGGUGAAUGGAUUUGUGGGGGAACAAUUCUGAAUGAGUAUUUUAUACUUACUGCAGCUCAGUGUGUUAACAAUUCUAUGGGAUUACGGGUUCUUGUUGGGAUGGUGGACAGAGAAAAGGAAGAACCAAGUUCUGCAUUCCACACAGUGGAAAAAAUAAUUUCAAAUCCUGAGUUUAAUUUUCAAACCCAUGAUAGUGACAUAGCCCUCAUCAAAUUAAAAGAACCUAUCACGUUUUCUGAGGAUGUUGUCCCAGCAUGCCUUCCAGAAGAAGACUUUGCUAAUGAUGUUCUGAUGAAGCAAACAUUUGGAAUUGUCAGUGGCUUUGGGAAUUCAUAUGAACACACGCGGCCAGCCAGAAGAAUGAAAGUUCUUCAAAUCCCUUAUGUGGAUAAGAAAACUUGCAAGCAAGCUAUUCGUUAUUUAGUAACAAGAAACAUGUUCUGUGCAGGUUAUAAUAAAGAUGGACAAGAUGUCUGCCAAGGAGAUGGAGGAGGCCCCCAUGUAACAGAAUACAAUGGCACUUAUUUUGUUACUGGAAUCAUCAGCUGGGGAGAAGGGUGUGGGAGGCAAGGAAAAUAUGGAAUAUACACCAAAGUAUCAAAUUUCCUGCCAUGGGUAAGAAGUGUUUUGACACAAAACUCUUAAUGGCUUGGUGUUUAAUCAACCCAACUGUCUUAGCCAUCAGAUCUGAUCCCCAAAUAAUAUUUUCCUCUUUGUAAAAUGCUUGCUGUAAUUCUGAUAACACUGUUAAGAUGCCAGCUGUUUCUUCAUGAGCUCAUGCCUGGUUUUCAGAAGGUGUAUUUUGACUUUCUGGUUUGGGACAAUAAUGGCACAUCUUCAAAUACAAUGAUUUAGGAGUUCUUUUCGCUUAUGCUGUGGUUGAUUGAACUUGUCUAGGAGACUUUGGCUGUACAAGUAAGCCUAUUUGUCCAGCCUGCUAAACCUCCCAUUCGAAGGCUACAACUAACUCAACUUUCCUGUGGCAGUACUUGCUUUAUAGAAAUCAACCUAGACCAGAAUAAUAUCGAUGUAGGACAUACUUCUAAAGACUUUAAGACUCUGGAAGAACUCUGGAAAAAAGUGGAAACCAACUGUGUAUCCACACUUGAGCCUAAAGAACUGGCCAUGUCACUGACACCAGUACCUUGUUAUAUUAACUGAUUUGGCAAAGCUUGCUUAUAAUUACCAACAUCACUGGUGUUCUAAUAAUCUGUUGUCCUUCUGAGAUAAUUCUUUCACCAUAAUUACUGAAGUCAUGAUUUUGUCUAUAAUAAAGUGAACGUAUUACGUACUCCACAAAUGACAAUAUUGUUUUAAGUCUUCAUUUAUGUAAGGUGUUAUUUAAAUUCUUAACAACCAAAGAGAUUUUAAAUCUGUGAGGGUAAAUUUUCUUCCAGGAAUAGGAAAAGUCUGACUCUAAAACCAGCUGAGCCACACAUACUCUGUCUGCUUUACUUUAAUUCUGAGAGAAACAAAGAUCUGCUAUUCAGUUCAGUGGUACAUAAAAAUGAUGAACUAGAUUGUAAGAUACUUGGGUCCC